AUGGCCGCGCUCGCUCUCCUGCUCUGCAGCGCUGCAGGCGCCUACGCGUUCACAGGACCUGCUCCUGUCGCACUCCGCCAUGGACGUGCUGGAGCUCUCUCCCAGCGCCUCUCCAUGGCUGCGACCAUCCCCAAGGUUCCCUUCAGCGGCGUCAGCCCCACCGGACCUUCGGGCCCCACCCUCCCUGCUCCCGGGGAGGACCUCGAGUUCCUCGAGGCCAAGCCUUACUGGGACCAGUCCGGAGUCCAGGUGAACAUCGCCAAGCAGAAGAACCCCCUCAUCGGCAAGAUCAUCUCCGUCCAGCGCAUCGUUGGCCCCAACUCUCCUGGAGAGACCUGCAACAUCAUCAUCGAUCAUCAGGGUCAGGCGCUGAGAACCCUCGUUUGUGGAGCUGACUCGAUCUACAGGCAAGCUCCCCUACUGGGAGGGCCAGUCCUACGGUGUCGUCCCCCCGGCAUCGACCCGAAGAAGAACAAGCCCUACGGUGUUCGCCUCUAUUCUAUCGCCUCCACCCGCUACGGAGACGACAAGACCGGCAAGACCACCACCCUCUGCGUUCGCCGUGCCACCUACUGGUGCCCUGAGCUCAAGGCUGAGGACCCCGCCAAGAAGGGUGUCUGCUCCAACUACCUCUGCGACUCCAAGCCCGGUGAUGAGAUCUCCCUCACCGGACCUUCCGGCAAGGUCAUGCUCAUGCCCGAGGACGACCCCAACAUGACCUACAUCAUGGUCGCCACCGGAACUGGUAUCGCUCCCUUCCGCAGCUUCCUCCGCCGCCUCUUCGGCGAGGGCAACCCUGCUGGCAAGAACUUCAAGGGUCUCGCCUGGCUCUUCCUCGGAGUUGCCAACAAGGACUCCCUCCUCUACGACGAGGAGUUCCAGGUUUACCUCCGCCAGAACCCUGACAAGAUGCGCCUCGACUACGCGCUCUCCCGUGAGGGACCUCUCAACAAGAAGGGCGGCAAGAUGUACAUCCAGGACAAGGUCGAGGAGUACGCUGACGAGGUCUUCGAUGCCCUCGACAAGGGAGCCCACAUCUACUUCUGCGGCUUGAAGGGCAUGAUGCCUGGAAUCCAGGACAUGCUCAGGGGAGUGUGCGAGUCCAAGGGCCUCAACUUCGAGGAGUACCUCGAGGGCUUGAAGAAGAAGGGCCAGUGGCACGUCGAGGUUUAUUAAGCUGUUCAUGCAUGAAUGAAAGACUCCAAAAUGCAUCUC
Guillardia theta CCMP2712 is the source of this 1215-nucleotide messenger RNA. RefSeq lists its product as hypothetical. The transcript is spliced from 4 exons. The record is from RefSeq and is a predicted model, not a curated record. The coding region runs from base 1 to 1176 and encodes 391 amino acids. Gene Ontology annotation, molecular function: oxidoreductase activity. Lineage: Eukaryota; Cryptophyceae; Pyrenomonadales; Geminigeraceae.